GACCGAUCAGGAGAAAGAACCGCGUGCGAUAAUCUUGCUAACGCCUAUUACAGUCUGGGAGAUUUUAAAACAGCCUUGGACUACCGUAAACGUACACUGAAAAUUGCGAAAGAAUUGGGUGACAGGUCAUGGGAAGCGAUUGCGUAUAGCAAUCUUGGUAUCGCCCAUGACAAUCUGGGAGAUUUUAAAAGAGCCAAAGACUGCCAUGAAAGUCACCUGAAAAUAGCGAAAGAAUUGGGUUACAGGUCAUGGGAAGCAAUUGCGUAUGGCAAUCUUGGCAUCGCUCAUAACAGUCUGGGAGAUUUUAAAACAGCCAUAGACUACUAUAAACGUACACUGAAAAUUGCGAAAGAGUUGGGUAACAGAACAGGAGAAGCAAACUCGUAUGGCAAUCUUGGCAACACCCAUCACAGCCUGGAAGAUUUUGAAACAGCCAAAGACUACCAUGAACGUUGCCUGAAAAUUGCGAAAGAACUGGGUGACACAUCAAUAGAGAGAAAUGCGUAUGCCAAUCUUGGCAACGCCCAUCACUGCCUGGGAGAUUUUAAAACAGCCAAAGACUAUCAUGAACGUUUUCUAAAAGUUGCGAAACAAUUGGGGGACAUGCCAGGGGAAGGACAAGCGUAUAGCAAUCUUGGCAAUACCCAUUGCAGUCUGGGAAAUUUUAAAACAGCCAUAGAUUAUCAUCAACGUCACUUGAAAACUGUGAAAGAACUGGGUGACAGAUCAGGGGAAGGAAAAGCGUAUAACAAUCUUGGUAACGCCCAUUACAGUCUGGGAGAUUUUAAAACAGCCAUGGACUACUAUGAACGUAACCUGAAAAUUGCGAAAGACCUAGGUGACAGAUCGGGAGAAGGAGCCGCGUACAGUAAUCUUGGUAACGCCUAUUACAGUCUAGCAGAUUUUAAAACAGGCAUGGACUACCAUCAACGUCACCUGAAAAUUGUGGAAGAACUGAGUGACAGAUCAGGUGAAGGAAAAGCGUACAGCAAUCUUGGCAAUGCCCAUCAAAGUCUGGGAGAUUUUAAAACCGCCAUAGACUACCAUCAACGUCAACUGAAAAUUGCGAAAGACCUAGGAGACAGAUCAGGAGAAGGAAUCGCGUACGGCAAUCUUGGUAACGCCUAUCACAGUCUGGGAGAUUUUAAAACAGCCAUGGACUACUAUGAACGCGACCUGAAAAUUGCGAAAGACCUAGGUGACAGAUCGGGAGAAGGAACCGCUUACAGUAAUCUUGGUAACGCCUAUUACAGUCUGGCAGAUUUUAAAACAGGCAUGGACUACCAUCAACGUCACCUGAAAAUUGUGGAAGAACUGAGUGACAGAUCAGGUGAAGGAAAAGCGUGCAGCAAUCUUGGCAAUGCCCAUCACAGUCUGGGAGAUUUUAAAACCGCCAUAGACUACCAUCAACGUCACCUGAAAAUUGCGAAAGACCUAGGUGACAGAUCAGGAGAAGGAAUCGCGUACGGUAAUCUUGGUAACGCCUAUCACAGUCUGGGAGAUUUUAAAACAGCCAUAGACUGCCGUCAAUGUCACCUGAAAAUUUUGAAAGAACUAAGUGACAGAUCAGGGGAAGGAAAGGAGUAUGGCAACCUUGGCAACUCCCAUCACAGUCUGGGAGAUUUUAAUACAGCCAUGGACUACCAUGAACGUCACCUGAAAAUUGCGAAAGAAUUGGGUGACAGAUCAGGAGAAGGAACCGCGUAUGGUAAUCUUGGUAACGCCUAUUUCAGUAUGGGAGAUUUUAAAACAGCCAUAAACUACCAUCAACGUCACCUGAAAAUUGUGAUAGAACUUAGUGACAGAUCAGGGGAAGGAAAUGUGUACAACAAUCUUGGCAAUGCCCAUAACAGUCUGGGAGAUUAUAAAACAGCCGUUGACUUCCAUAAACGUACACUGAAAAUUGCGAGAGAACUGGGUGAUAGAUCUGGGGAAGGAGCUGCUUAUGGCAGUCUUGGAAACGACCAUCACAAUCUAGGAGAUUUUAAAACAGCCAAAGUUUACCUUGACCUUUGCCUGAAAUUUGCGAAAGAACUGGGUGACAGAUCGAGAGAAGGAAUUGCGUAUGCCAAUCUUGGAAACGCCCAUCAGGGUAUGAGAGAUUUUGAAACAGCUAUAGACUACUAUGAACGUCACCUGGAAAUUGCGAAACAACUGGGUGACAUAUCAGGGGAAGGAAAAGCGUAUAACAAUCUUGGUAACACCCAUCGCAGUCUCGGGCAUGAUGAAACAGCCAUAGAUUACCAUCAACGUCACUUGAGAAUUGUGAAAGAACUGGGUGACACAUUAGGGGAAGGAGCGGCGUACGGCAAUCUUGGCAACGCCUUUCGAUGUCUAGGAGAAAUUCAAACAGCCAUAGACUACCAUGAACGUGCACUGAAAAUUGCUAGAAAAUUGAAUGACAAAGUGGGUGAGGGAUUAGCAUGUUCCUUCCUUGGUUUUGAUUUUCAAUGUCUAGGCCAAUUUCAAAUGGCUAUUAAAUAUUACCAGCUCGCUAUUAAAUUGUCAAAUAAUCUCAGAGAUCGUCUUCAAUUUAACGACGACUGGAAAAUAAGCUUCCGUGAUCAAUACCAGACGAUAUACGCGGAACUUUGGCGCUCGUUGUUAGCAGAUGGCAAGGUUACGGAGGCUUUGUUUUCUGCUGAGCAAGGACGGGCACAGGGUCUUAAAGACCUUAUGACAUUAAAUUAUUCAUUUGAAGCGAAUGAUGUACGACGAGUAAAAGAAACUGGAACCUUUCAUGAACUGUCGAGUUUUCUUCCUGUUAAUACAAUAUUUAUGGCGAUGGGAUGGAAGGAAGUAAUUUUCUGGGUUUUUCAGAAAGGAAAGGACGUUAAAGUAAGAUGGAAGCAAAUCAGUUCACAGGAUGAUGUCAAAACUUCACAGAAUGAAGUCAAAACUUUCUUACAGUCGCUUGUGAAUAAAAUUGGUCCUCGUGAUUAUGUGAAGUGUGAAGAUCGCUCACUCGAGUGGGCGAAGGAUAAAAGACUGGCAUUUGAAAGAUCACCACAGGAUGGGAGACAAAUCCAGCCCUUACGUCGUCAAGAAGAAGCUUUGAGGGCUUUGUACGACACUGUCAUUGUUCCUAUUCAGGAUCUAUUUUCAGGCAGUGAACUCGUAUUCAUUCCAGAAGGUCCACUUUGCUUAGCUCCUUUUGCUGCAUUCAUGAGUCCCGAUUCCAAAUACCUUUGCGAAUCAUUCAGCAUCCGUGUAGCCCCAUCCCUCACAAGCUUGAAAAUGAUUAUGGAAUGUCCGGUAGAUUAUCACCACACCUCGGGCGUGCUUCUUGUCGGAGAUCCGUGGGUGCAAGCUGUGACAAAGCUACCGACGUUGCCAUUUGCCAGAAAGGAAGUAGAGAUGAUUGGCAAAAUUCUUGGUUGUUCGCCUCUUAUUGGAAGACAGGCCACGAAGGAUGAAGUGUUAAAACGACUCGGUUCUGUUGCUUUGGUGCAUAUUGCCGCACAUGGCGAAAUGGAAACGGGCGAAAUUGCCUUGGCGCCAAAAAGUGGUGAGACAGAUUUCAUUUUGACGAUGAAAGAUGUGAAGAGUGCUCAGAUUCGAGCAAGAUUGGUCGUACUCAGUUGCUGUCAUAGUGCUCGUGGCGAAGUCAAAGCAGAGGGAGUAGUCGGUAUAGCACGGGCAUUUUUAGGUGCUGGUGCCCGUUCUGUUCUGGUAUCAUUGUGGGCAAUUGACGACAAGGCCACUCUUGAGUUUAUGACAAAUUUCUACCACCAUCUUGUGAAAGGAAAAAGUGCAAGUAAAGCCCUUAAGCAAGCAAUGAACUGCAUGAGAGAAUCCGAAGAAUUUAGCCGCGUAAUUGACUGGGCGCCGUUUGUACUCAUUGGUGAUGACGUCACAUUAGAAUUUGGCGAGAGUAAAUAG
Molecule: messenger RNA, 3882 nt
Organism: Porites evermanni
Lineage: Eukaryota; Metazoa; Cnidaria; Anthozoa; Scleractinia; Poritidae
Source: the annotation of a GenBank genome assembly